This is a messenger RNA of Fibroporia radiculosa, 1386 nucleotides long. RefSeq lists its product as uncharacterized. NCBI's taxonomy places the organism in Eukaryota, Fungi, Basidiomycota, Agaricomycetes, Polyporales, Fibroporiaceae. Gene Ontology annotation, biological process: carbohydrate metabolic process. The transcript is spliced from 18 exons. Bases 1 to 1386 code for a protein of 461 amino acids. Gene Ontology annotation, molecular function: beta-glucosidase activity. The record is from RefSeq and is a predicted model, not a curated record.
AUGGCCGCUCAACUCCCGAGUGAUUUCGUCUGGGGCUAUGCCACAGCCAGUUACCAGAUCGAAGGUUCUGCAUCUACUGGAGGCCGUGGGCCGUCGAUAUGGGAUACUUUUUGCAAGAUCCCGGGAAAGAUACGCGAUGGCUCUAGUGGUGAUGUUUCUACCGAUUCGUACCGACUCUGGAAGGAAGAUGUGGCUCUGUUAAAGUCCUAUGGUGUCAACGCAUAUCGCUUCUCUUUGUCAUGGUCCAGGAUAAUCCCACUCGGUGGAAGGGAUGAUCCGGUGAACGAGGAAGGUAUCGCCUUUUACAAGGGUCUUAUCCAAGAAUUGCUGGACAACGGUAUCACUCCUUACGUGACACUUUAUCACUGGGAUUUGCCGCAAGGCCUACACGAUCGAUACGGAGGGUGGCUUAACAAAACCGAGAUUGUACAGGACUACGUAAAUUAUGCCAAGGUCUGCUUCACCGCUUUCGGAGACCUCGUCCAGAACUGGAUCACACACAAUGAGCCUUGGUGUAUAUCCUGCCUUGGUUACCAGAAAGGAGUGUUCGCACCGGGCCACAAGAGCAAUACUGAGCCAUGGAUUGUUGCUCACAAUCUAAUUCUGGCUCAUGCGUAUGCAGUCAAGCUAUACAGGGAUAGCUUCAAGGCUUCACAGGGCGGCCAAAUUGGGAUUACUUUGGAUUGCCACUGGCUCAUGCCAUACGACGACUCCCCCGAGAAUACCGAAGCGGUCCAACGUGGCCUCGCCUUCAAACUUGGCCGUUUUGCGGGCCCUAUUUAUGAAGGCGCGUAUCCUUCCAGAGUUAAGGAGAAAAUUGGGGAUCGCCUUCCCGAAUUUACGGCGGAUGAGAUUGCGGUCGUGAAGGGGUCUUCAGACUUCUUUGGACUUAAUACGUACACGUCUCAAAUAGUUCAGGAUGGCGGAGAUGACGAGACAAGUGGUUAUGUCAAGAUUGGUCAUACUCGCGCAGACGGAACCCAGCUAGGAACCCAAGCUCACGUAGCCUGGCUUCAGUCCUACCCUCCUGGGUUCCGGAAGCUUCUAAAUUACCUCUGGGAGACCUACAAGAAGCCCAUCUAUAUAACCGAGAAUGGCUUCGCAGCAAAGAACGAGAACAUCCUACCACUCGAGGUGGUACUGCAUGACAAAGACCGCGUGGAAUAUUUCGAGGGCUAUGCUAACGCGAUGUUGGAAGCGGUUCACGAAGAUGGGGUGUCCGUGAAAGGAUAUUUUGGAUGGAGCUUGCUUGACAAUUUUGAAUGGGCGGAUGGAUACGAGACUCGAUUCGGAGUCACAUAUGUCGACUACGCUACGCAGAAGAGAUACCCAAAGGAUUCCGCGCGUGCGCUCCAGAAGUGGUUCACGGAGCAUAUUGCGGCGUAA